Molecule: messenger RNA, 591 nt
Organism: Mytilinidion resinicola
Lineage: Eukaryota; Fungi; Ascomycota; Dothideomycetes; Mytilinidiales; Mytilinidiaceae
Product: Phenylacrylic acid decarboxylase
Exons: 1
Molecular function (GO): carboxy-lyase activity
Source: RefSeq, a predicted model, not a curated record
CCACGUCCCCGUCGCAAGCGCAUCGUGGUGGCGGUGAUAGAUGCAACCGGGGCACCGGUCGCUACCUCACUUCUGCUCCAUCUCAAGAAGCUGGGCGUAGAAUCGCACUUGAUUCUCUCCACCUGGGGCUCGGCGACUCUGAAAUACGAGCUGGAAGCACCAAAUAACACCGCCGCCUACCUAGCAUCGUUGGCCCACCACUCGUAUUCUCCCCGAGAUGUCUCUGCUUCUCUUUCAUCCGGAUCCUUUCGAACGGAUGGAAUGAUGGUCGCGCCGUGCAGCAUGAAGACGUUGGCCGGCAUCAGGAUGGGCUAUGACAAUGAUUUGAUCACGAAAUCAGCCGGCGUAACGCUGAAAGAACGACCGAGGCUCGUUCUUGUGGCUAGGGAAACUCCAUUAAGCAGCAUUCAUCUUGAGAAUAUGCUUAAAGUUACCAGAGCAGGGGCGGUCGUAUUUCCACCCAUGAUGACAUUUUACACAAGGCCCAAGGCGGUGCAGGAUCUGGUGGAGCAGAGUGUGCGACGGAUGAUCGAUCUCUUAGACUUGGGUAUCGAAGAACGCGAUGAAGCGGAUGGAUAUGGGAGAUGGAAC